Cricetulus griseus (Chinese hamster) is the source of this 1596-nucleotide messenger RNA. Lineage: Eukaryota; Metazoa; Chordata; Mammalia; Rodentia; Cricetidae. The record is from RefSeq and is a predicted model, not a curated record.
AUGAAGAAGAGAGUGGCCAUCGUUGGAGCUGGCGUCAGUGGCCUGGCCUCCAUCAGGAGCUGUCUGGAGGAGGGGCUGGAGCCCACCUGCUUUGAGAGGAGUGAUGACAUUGGGGGCCUGUGGAAAUUCUCAGAACAUACAGAAGAGGGCAGGGCUAGUAUUUACCGAUCAGUCUUCACCAACUCUUCCAAAGAAAUGAUGUGUUUUCCAGACUUUCCCUAUCCUGAUGACUUCCCCAACUUUAUGCAUAACAGCAAGCUCCAAGAAUACAUCACUUCAUUUGCCAAAGAAAAGAACCUUGUAAAAUACAUACAAUUUGAGACAUUUGUAACCAGUAUAAAUAAAUAUCCUGAUUUCUCAAUUACUGGCAAAUGGGAAGUUACCACUGAAAAGAAUGGUAAAAAAGAAACAGCUGUCUUUGAUGCUGUAAUGAUUUGUUCUGGGCAUCAUGUAUAUCCCCAUCUACCCAAAGACUCCUUUCCAGGACUGAACCGUUUUAAAGGCAAAUGCUUCCACAGUAGGGACUACAAGGAACCAGAGAUAUGGAGGGGAAAACGAAUACUGGUGAUUGGUCUGGGGAACUCGGGCUGUGACAUUGCUGCAGAACUCAGCCACAUAGCUCAACAGGUCAUCAUCAGCUCCAGAAGUGGAUCUUGGGUGAUGAGCCGGGUCUGGAAUGAUGGAUACCCUUGGGACAUGAUGGUGAUCACUCGAUUUCAAACUUUCCUCAAGAACAACUUACCCACAACCAUCUCUGAUUGGUGGUACAUGAGGCAGAUGAACGCAAGAUUCAAGCACGAAAACUAUGGCUUGAUGCCUUUAAAUGGAACCCUCAGGAAAGAGCCGGUGUUCAAUGAUGAGCUCCCAGCCCGCAUCCUAUGUGGCACUGUGUCCAUCAAGCCUAAUGUGAAGGAGUUCACAGAGACCUCUGCUAUAUUUGAAGAUGGGACUGUGUUUGAGGCCAUUGACUGUGUCAUCUUUGCAACAGGCUAUGGUUAUGCCUACCCCUUCCUGGAUGACUCCAUCAUCAAAAGCAGAAAUAACGAGGUCACUUUGUACAAAGGCAUCUUCCCUCCUCAACUGGAGAAACCAACCAUGGCAGUGAUUGGCCUUGUCCAGUCCCUAGGUGCUGCCAUCCCCACAACUGACCUGCAGGCACGCUGGGCUACACAAGUAAUAAAGGGAACUUGCAUUUUGCCUUCUGUAAAAGACAUGAUGGAUGAUAUUGAUGAGAAAAUGGGGAGAAAACUCAAAUUGUUUGGCAGCAGCGAGACCAUCCAGACGGAUUACAUUGUCUACAUGGAUGAACUGGCCUCCUUUAUUGGAGCAAAGCCCAAUAUCCUACAGCUGUUUCUCAAGGAUCCCAGGUUGGCCAUAGAAGUGUUCUUUGGCCCUUGCAGCCCCUACCAGUUCCGGUUGGUAGGCCCAGGGAAGUGGUCAGGAGCCAGGAAUGCCAUCCUAACCCAGUGGGACCGAUCACUGAAGCCUAUGAAGACUCGUGUCAUUGGUGUUCAGAAACCUUGCUUAUACUUCCGUUUGCUCAGGCUCCUCGGUGUUCCUAUUCUUCUCAUUGCUCUCUUCUUUGUAUUGAUCUGA